AUGGUUAAACUUGAAGAGGUGUCAGAAGAACACGAAUUUACUGACGAGGAGGAAGAUAACGAAUCGAUCAGUUCCGCCGAUUCGGGUUCUUCAGAAGAAUAUCAAGAAUCUUUUAUUGAACGGAUAUUGGCUUUGCGUGAUAUUAUACCAGAGGAUACGCGUGAAUCUAUAUCGAACAAUGUUUCAACAAUAGUGCAUAUUGGCGCGAAAAGUGCUCGAUUUCUGGGUAAUGCUUUUUGGGUGUUGACAACAUCAGCCUUGAUCUUGGUCAUGCCUUUGGCAUUAGAAAUUGAGAGGGAACACACGAUCAUCCAAAUGGAAAAUGAGCAGAAAGCUUUGAUGGGUGGACAACCGGGCGUUCCUUACGACCAAUCAGGUUCCCUGGGGCAACAUUCACAAUCCCAGCAACAGCCUCGAUUGGUUCCUCCCGGAUUCUGA
This is a messenger RNA of Acaulospora morrowiae, 438 nucleotides long. The record is from the annotation of a GenBank genome assembly. NCBI's taxonomy places the organism in Eukaryota, Fungi, Glomeromycota, Glomeromycetes, Diversisporales, Acaulosporaceae.